Molecule: messenger RNA, 2759 nt
Organism: Cloeon dipterum
Lineage: Eukaryota; Metazoa; Arthropoda; Insecta; Ephemeroptera; Baetidae
Product: glycine receptor subunit alpha-2-like
Exons: 9
Coding region: 168-2315 (715 amino acids)
Biological process (GO): nervous system process; chloride transmembrane transport; regulation of membrane potential
Cellular component (GO): plasma membrane; neuron projection; synapse
Molecular function (GO): excitatory extracellular ligand-gated monoatomic ion channel activity; transmembrane signaling receptor activity; transmitter-gated monoatomic ion channel activity involved in regulation of postsynaptic membrane potential
Source: RefSeq, a predicted model, not a curated record
GGCAGGCAGGGCUCACUUUUGAUUCCAUUAGUGCUGCGCCGGGGAGACCAUGCCGCUGUUUUAGCCCAUCCUAACGCAACUUGGAGGAUUUGCGGCGAAAUGCGGCCUGUGCACGAUUCGACCAUGUUGCUAAGCAUGUGAGGGACAACGUUGCGCCGGAGACAACGAUGCACCACCGCAUUCUGCUGCUGCUCUUCUUCCUGCUCGCCAUGCUCAUCUCUACCAACACGCAGGAGUGUGAGCCGGCGGAGUGCGAGGCUGCGGCGGCGGCUGCGGCGGCCGUCGUGGCCGCCGAGGAGGAGGAGGCGCUGAGGGAGGCGGCGCUGCGGCACCCGCGGCGCCGCGCCUCGGCCAAGCGGACGCGGCAGAGCAACAAGGCACGGCGCUACCAGCACCGACUGGCUGAGUGCCCCGGCGAAUGCAUCGGCGCCGACGGCGUCGCGUUCAACGCCACCGAGCGGCGGCUGACGCUGCUGCUGCUGGGCAACGUGCUGAACACGGCGCAGCGGGACAAGUUGCGAAAGUGCUCGGUCGGCCGGCGGCUGGACGGUGCCGAGGCCGUCGAGCUGCUCGGCGCCGCCCUCGAGACCGAGACGCUGUCGCAGCCGACGCAGUACGUGGUGCACGUCAGCGCCCACCAGUGGCUGCAGGCCGACCCUGAACACGUCGCUAAGGCCGUCGUCGGCGUCGUCGAUAAGAUGGCCGAAUAUCUCGGCUCCGUCAGCAUCUACGGCAGCGAUCGCGGCGAGACGCCGCGUUCCGGCGCCUCUGCCCAGGCCGUCCGCACCAUCGUCUUCGAGCAAUGCAGGAACAAGCCGAGGCGCUGCUUACCCCUCGAAGACCUUCAGUUUCCGCUGACGGUGCUGCACAAACUGCAGCUGAACCCGAGCCUGCUGGACGAGUACAACACCCGGUUCGUCGACCUGAAGGCGAUCGAGACGCUGAGCACGGCCGUGUUCGCGCCGCCGACGCCGCCGCCGCCGCGGCCGCUCCCUUUGCACAAGCAACUCGACAAGCUGGUGCACAUGAUGUGCGAGCGCGAGCGCGGUCGCAACCGGUUCAUCGAGAUGCAGGACCUGCAGGUCAAGCGGCCGCAGGAGCCCGCUGCCAGUCUUGGCGAGCCUGGAAUGCCACCUGAGACUAGUUUGUCCUUGGGCGACAUUCUCCCCCUCAACCCCAAGCACUACGACAAAAAUCGCGCACCAAAAAUGGCUGGGCAGCCGACCAUAGUUUACUUUCACGUCACGGUUCUCUCGCUUGACUCAAUCAAUGAAGAAUCAAUGACCUAUGUGGCGGACAUUUUCUUGGCACAAAGUUGGCGUGACCCUCGCUUGCGCCUGCCAGAGAACAUGAAGGAGGAGUAUCGGAUACUCGACGUUGAUUGGCUGCACGAGAUCUGGCGACCUGACUGCUUUUUCAAGAACGCCAAGAAGGUCACGUUCCACGAGAUGAGCAUUCCGAACCACUACCUUUGGCUCUACCACGACAAAACCCUGCUCUACAUGUCCAAGUUGACGCUGGUGUUGUCUUGCGCAAUGAAGUUUGAGUCGUACCCGCACGACACGCAGACCUGCUCGAUGAUGAUCGAAAGUCUGUCGCACACGACGCACGACCUGGUGUUUGUGUGGAACGUCACCGACCCGCUGGUGGUGAACGACCUGAUCGAAUUGCCGCAACUAGACAUCGCCAGCAACAAAACCAUCGACUGCACCAUCGAGUACUCGACUGGAAACUUCACUUGUCUCGCCGUCACGUUCAGCCUGCGCCGCCGCAUCGGCUACCACCUUUUCCACACCUACAUUCCUUCGGCGUUGAUCGUGGUCAUGUCAUGGAUUUCGUUCUGGAUCAAGCCAGAGGCCAUUCCUGCCAGGGUAACUCUCGGAGUGACGUCGCUCCUUACUCUAGCGACGCAGAACACACAGUCCCAGCAGUCACUGCCACCGGUUUCGUACGUGAAGGCCAUAGACAUUUGGAUGUCGUCGUGUUCUGUUUUCGUGUUCCUCUCGCUAAUGGAGUUCGCCGUGGUCAACAACUACAUGGGCCCUGUUGCGACCAAACAGAUGAAGGGCUACUCGGACGAGGACAUUCGAUCGGCUGUAGACGAGUUUAAGGAGUUGGAGCCCCGUUGGAACUCGUCGUCUGUGCGGAACCGAGGCGGCAGCCCUGUGGCGUCGCGGGUGACCGCGACGCAGCCGCAGUACGACACCUUUUGCCAGGGCAAGCAGACCGCCAUCUGCAUAGACAAGUUCUCGCGCUUCUUCUUCCCCUUUUCCUUCUUCGUCCUAAACAUCGUCUACUGGACCACUUUUCUGUAAAAGGCACAACGACAGCUGCAUGGAAGAGACACUAUUUCUUGCAAUGCGUGGCGGCCGGGAAUUCUGGCCAAAUUUUGAAGGAAAACGAAAUGAAUGAUCAGACGUGGCGAGGCAACUCAGGAAUGAAGCUGUGAAAUUGCCUUUUGUUACUAAUUUUCUUCUUCUUUUCCCGGGAUAAAGAAAUUGUUGGCAUUUUUCCGCCCGCGCGCGUGAAGGAAACGCGCUGCCAGCUUUCCUGAUCGCCGCAGGGCGUCUUUUGAAUUUAAAUUUAUUAUCGAGGUGUGAAUUUCGUGCGUAGACAAGGUUUUAAAUUACUACACACAGUAGUUUGGGCAAAAGCGUGUUAAUUUUAAAAUGUAAUUUGAAUUUAUGUAAAUGUCACGUAAGGUUUAGGGCAGUGCAUGCACGUAUGUUAGACCAUUAAAAUCGCAGAUAUUCAAUAAA